Molecule: messenger RNA, 2703 nt
Organism: Ichthyophthirius multifiliis
Lineage: Eukaryota; Ciliophora; Oligohymenophorea; Hymenostomatida
Exons: 3
Biological process (GO): peptide catabolic process; proteolysis
Cellular component (GO): cytoplasm
Molecular function (GO): metalloaminopeptidase activity; peptide binding; zinc ion binding
Source: RefSeq, a predicted model, not a curated record
AUGGAAAUAUAAAAUAAAAAAAUACGCUGUCUAACCCAAAAAGAAGCAGAAUAUCGAUCAAACUUAAUAUAAUAAGGCAGUAUAUCUUAUAAUCUAUUUAUAAAGAUAUGCAAAGGCGAAUAAUAUGAAGCUCACUUAAAAAUAAAAUUUUUUUCUCACCAAACCAUAUCAGAUUGCCAAAACCCUUUAUUUUUAGAUUUCUGUGGUAAAAAAAUUCAUUAACUAACAAUUAACAAUAUGCUCUAAAACGAAAUAAAAUGGGAUGGGAAUUAGAUUAACAUUCCAAACAUAAAAUAAGGUUAAAACAAAAUUGAGAUACAUUACGAAAAUAAUUAUGACAAAGAUGGUUUUGGUUUUCAUUCUUUUAAAGAUACUUAUAAUUAAUAAUAUAUCUACACUAAUUUUGUCGUUAUUUAUUGCAGAAGGGUGUUUCCUUGUUUUGAUUAACCUGACUUAAAGGCUGUUAUGAAACUAAAAGUUAUUUAUCCUUAAGAUUGGGUUAUUAUUUCAAAUGAAGAAGGAAAUCAAAAAAGAAUAUUUUCUGAAUAUUUAAAAGAAGGAAAAAAGCCCACAUAUUUAUUUGAUAAUUAAAAAAUAUAGAUUAAUCCAUAUGAAUAUUAUGUAUAGAUUUUCAAAAAAACAAAACUUUUGCCUUCGUAUCUUUUCGCAAUAAUGGCAGGUCCUUACAAAGAGAUAACUUGCUAAAAUUCCUACAAAAAAAUUCCAAUGAAAAUUUAUGUAAGAGAAUCGUUAAUGAAAUAUCUAUUGAAAUUAUCAGACUUCAUAUUUGAAAUAACUAACAAAAGUAUGCAAAUAUUUGAAGAUUUAUUCUAAACUGAAUUUGUUUUUUCAAAAUACGACUAAAUAUUUGUCCCAGAACUUACUUGGGGUGCAAUGGAAAAUGCAUCCAUAGUAGCUAUUAGCGAGAAUUCUUUGUUUAGAGAAGAUGUUGAUUCUACAAAAAAAACUCGUCUAGGAAUGACGGUUUCACAUGAAUUAUCACAUCAUUGGUUUGGGAAUUAUGUAACUAUGAAAUGGUGGAACGAUGUGUGGCUAAAUGAAUCUUUUGCAGAUUUUAUUUCACAUUAUGCAUUAUAUUUAAUUUAAAAAAAUUCUCCUAGUGAACAUCUUUUGGGUGAUAUUUGGACUGUUUUUAAUACAAGAAAGGCAUGGGGAUAUAAAUGUGAUUAAUAGGUAACUACUCAUCCUAUUUCUAGUGAUAAUCUAAAUAAUACAGAUAUGGCAGAGACAGUUUUUGAUGGAAUUACAUAUGCAAAAGGAGCAGCAGUAAUAAAAUAACUUUUUUUUUUGGUUUCAGAGAAAGCGUUUAGUGAAGCAAUGAAGAGUUAUUUUUAAAAAUUUGCGUAUAAAAAUAGCACUUUGGAUGACUUUAUUAAUUGCUUAGAAGAAUCUUUUCUAAAAAAUAAUUUUAAUUAAUCUUUUUCAUUAAAAAAAUGGAAAGUAGAAUGGAUUUGUAAAGCCGGAUUAAAUUCAGUAUAAGGGCUUAUUGAUUUAUAAAAUUAAAAUUUAAUAGUUGAGUAAAAAUGCACUUUAGAAAUGCAUCCUACAUUAAGAAAUCAUAAAAUAAAGGCUGCGUUUUUUAAUUCUUAAUGCCAAGUUAUUUAUGUUGUAGAUGCCUUUAUAUAGAACUAACCUCAUACAAUUAUUAAAUGUGAAUUUUUGAAAGAUUAUGGAUAAUAAGUUAAAGCUGUUUUAUUGAAUUAUUAAGAUGAAGCUUUUGUCAAAAUUAUUUUUGAUGAAAAUUCUUUAUAGUUUUUCAAAGAAAAUCUUUCUUUAAUUUAAUGUGAGUUAACUAGAACUUUAAUAUGGCAAGCUUUCCAUAAUAUGGUUAGAGAUGGUAUUUUAUCAUCAGAAGAAUAUUUAUAUUUAUUUAUAAAACAUAUAAAUAAUGAAUAAGCAGAAAGUUUGAUUAUAAAUUAAUUGGAAAUAUUAGAGGAAGCUAUAUUUUAAUUUACUCCUCAUAAAUAUAGAGAAUAUUUAAGUGACUAAGUAUUCGAUUUUAUUUCCAAAACUAUGUUAUAUAAUACUACUGUGGAAAAAUAAAAUUUGAAACUUUCUGUUAAAAAUUCUCUUAUUUCGUUUGCGUUGAGUGAAUAAAAAUUAUUCCAAAUAAUAGAUUGGUAUAAAGGAAAAAUAUGGCAAAACGAAGAACUUGGACUUAGAUUGUAAUGGAAAAUAGUCCAAACAUUAAUAGAAAAUAGCAAAAUUAGUCCAGAAAUAAAAGAAGAGAUUUUUAACACAUAAAAAGAAAAAGACAAAUCAGAUUAAUUUGCAAUAUUUUAGUAAUAUUAUAUAAGUAUAAAUUGUAAUUCUGAAGAAAAAUACAAAUUAUGGCUCUAUUACCUUGAUAAAAAUAAUAAUUAAUCAAAUAGAAUUAUUGAAGCUUCUAUGAAAGGUUUUCGUAUUGGCUUAUAAGAUCCUAAAAAGUAUGCCUAACUAUGGGCUGAAAAUCUAUAUAGUGUUUGGGAGGAAAGAAAUAAGGAGUUUUUCAAAAUUUUCUUUUAAAAUUUACAACCUUAUAGUGAAAAUUUUGAUGAAAAUCUAAAUAUUUUUUAUAAUCUGAAGAAUUAACAUCAAGAUAAUGAAACUUUUUAGAAAUUUUUAUUAGAAGCAAUAGAUAAUAACUAAAGGAAAUAAAAAGCUUUUUAAUUAUUUAUUAAUAAAACAAAUAUAAAAAUUUGA